CGCCCCUCCCGCCUUGGCCCCGCCCCGGGCCAUGUCGGACUCGGUGCUGCUGCUGCGGCGUGUGCGGGAGCGCAGUGGCGGGGCAGGGGAGGCGGCCCCGGCCGGUCCCGUUGGGGGGCCCGGCCUGCUCCCAUCACCCCGCCGCAAGCGGGGCCGUCGCCGCCGGUUCUACCCCGAGCACCGGGUGUACCGGGCGCGCUGUUCCUUCCUGGACCUGAGCGAGGAGCAGGUGCUGCGGCGGUACCGGCUGGACAAAGCCGCCAUCGCGGGGCUGUGCCGUGAGCUGGGCGCCGACCUGGAGAGCCUGACGGGCCGCAGCCACGCGCUGCCGGUGGCCGUCAAGGUAACGUCCGCCCUCACCUUCCUGGCGUCCGGCUCCUUCCAGACGGCCACGCGCGACAGCACCGGCAUCAGCCAGUCGGCCAUGUCCAACUGCCUGGCGCAGUUCCUGGAGGCUCUGCAGCGGCGGGCGGCGCGGUACAUCACCUUCCCGACACCGGGGCUCACCGGCACGGCCGCCGGUGCCUUCCCCGGGGUGCUGGGCCUGGUGGGCAGCAUGCACGUGGCGCUGCGGGCGCCCUCCGAGAACGAGCCCGCGUACCGGAACGCUGGCAACUACCACUCCAUGAACAUGCAGGUGGUGUGCGACGCCGCCGGCACCAUCACCAACGUCGUGGCCAAAUUCCCUGGGUCUUGCCCCAACGCCGCCGUCCUGGAGAACUCGGCCUUGGCUCGGCUGCUGGAGGGGGCUCGGCCUGAUGGUGCCUGGCUGCUGGGUGACCGGAGCUACCCGCUGAAGCCGUGGCUGAUGACCCCGAUCGCUGCACCCCGCGGCGCGGCCGAGGAGCGCUACAACGCCCUGCACCACCAGGCGCUGGCAGCGCUGCGGCGGACGCUGGCACUGCUGCGGCUGCGGUUCCGCUGCCUGGACAAGGGCCGGGGGUGCCUGCAGUACGCUCCCCAGAAGGUCUGCCAGAUCUUCUUAGCUUGCUGCAUCCUGCACAACAUCGCCCUGCGCAGGCGCAUGCCCCUGGAGCUGCCCGAGGGGAGCCCCCCCCCCGAAACUGAGCCCGAGCUCCCGCUGCCAGCACCCCCAGGGCACAUCUCCAGCGAGGCCCGGGCCGUGCGGGCGCGCAUCGUGCAGCAGGUCAAGGACGGGCUCGGCUGAGACCCCCCCCCCCAUAAGAUCUGGGGGGGCUCUGUCCCUCUUGGGGACACCUGAGCCUGGCUUUGUGUUGGCCACUGGUUCUGGGGGACGUGAGAGUGGGGAGGAGCCCCUGCAUGGGGCCGACACCAUCCCCUGCUAGAAGAGGGGUGUCCCCAUUCUUUGCAAGGAUGGGAGUUCCCCUGUUUGCGAUAAGGGGUGUCCCCCCAUUCCCUACAAGGAUAAAGAAGGGGGUCCCCUUUCUCCCCCUGUGCUGUGGGGAAUGUUCCCCCCAUUCCCAGCGAGAAA
Messenger RNA from Neopsephotus bourkii (Bourke's parrot), 1453 nucleotides. Its product is annotated as putative nuclease HARBI1. The record is from RefSeq and is a predicted model, not a curated record. The transcript has 2 exons. Lineage: Eukaryota; Metazoa; Chordata; Aves; Psittaciformes; Psittacidae. Bases 32 to 1168 code for a protein of 378 amino acids.